This is a messenger RNA of Amoebophrya sp. A120, 3338 nucleotides long. Lineage: Eukaryota; Dinophyceae; Syndiniales; Amoebophryaceae. The record is from the annotation of a GenBank genome assembly.
GCUCAGAUGAAUAAUGACCGCACUGGUUGCUUCUUGUCGUACUAGUUUUGGGAUUUGUAAUUGUACUCCUUCUCAGUCAAGACGAAGACGAACAUAUUUCACGACCAGACAGCUCGUUGCAUCUGGUACGAUCCAUGUGGAUUGCGAUAGGGCCGCUUUCGACACGGAUGCCGGUGGAAGCAGACUAAAGAAAACUGAAAGUAAGUUCUCCUAAGUCUAAAUGGAGAAAAUAAUGACGGAGGUCGAUGAAGAGUCUCUUUCUUCUACCUUCCCGGAUUCGUCCUCUUCCCUUGGCUACGGUGAUGUGAGUUAUGGACCGCGGUCCUCCGAAGAUGUUGCGCACGACUUGUUACGGACGGUUCUGAUAUUCGGCCUCACCGUCGGCAGCGCGCUGCUCCAGCAACCCUUCCUCUUCAAGCGAGCUUUUCGGGAGCUCUCGCUUUUCUACACACAGCAUGUUGGUCCCGUAGCUGUGCCAACAGGACGAGGAGCAUUAAAGGACGUCGCGUCAUCUACUGUGGCGCAUGAUGAAGAUCAUCUUCCGGAUGCUGCAAAAGGGAGGAAUUCUUUUUGUGAACGAGCUGCAGGUCGUGGAUCAAGAACCACUACGAACUUUCUCCUCUUACUCGGCAUCGGCUGCGAGUUGGCCGUGAUAACUCUGUUACCCUUGAGCUUGGCUUCGGCGCUGCUUGUGACGGUGCAGUUUGUGGUGCUACUGAAGUUGCAAGCCGUGACGGCGGGGGCUGUCGUGGAUGAAAAAAAUCCUCCGAUGAAGCUUUUGCGCGCAAGUAGGUGUCACCAGCUCUGCACCAACGCGGCGGCGGUGAUAGUGUGCUUUGUCGUGUUGGAUUUUUGCCUACUGUCUGGGAAUGGAACCAGUCGCAGCUUUGCAGGAGUUGCGAGAAAUAGUGGUAGACUAACAACAGGAGCCAGAGUCUUCACUACGACAAAUAGAAUCACUUGUUUGCUGUUCGCCAUUGGGAGCUUGGUGCUGGGAAAAUACUGCUGCAAAGUUGUUGCCGAAGAGGAGGAGGCGGCGAGGGUGGGAGGUUCUACUUUUCUUGCAACAGUACAACUACACAGUAGCGCCACGCAUUCGGCCGAUGACCAGGCGCUGCUCGGCAAGAUUCGCGUUUUGCUUCUCCCCUUUUUCUUUACAGUGCCGAUUCUGAUUGGUUUGAAAUGCGUCCCGGCACUGCUGUUCCAUUUCGACAGCCAGAACUACAGUGGGCACCAUCACUUAGGGAGGAAAACCGGGCGCGACGACGUGGAUCCGAAAAUUUUUUUUGCAAGGGCGCGCAAGCGGUUGUUUUCGGACGGUCAUAGCUCUUUCCUUUUUUUCCCCUUGACUCAUCGUCUUCACGUCCAACCUUCGCCGUCAUCGUCCUGUGAUGUUGGUGGUCCUUCUAUGAAAGUGCAAGCAGACACGUUCUGCCCAUCACUGUCCAUCAUGCCUUGCCCCUCUUGGCAAGAGUGGAACUCCCUCUGGUUGUCCCUCACCAUCCGUCGGAAGCGGGUGUUCGGAAGCGGGCCCGGCCGGAAGAUUUGGGGGGACUUGUGUUCGGGCGGGACGGCCCGGUCCGGGCCGGGGCCAGAUCCGGGCCAAAUUUUCACGCCGUCCCCCGCCUACAUUCCAACAAAAUCCCUGUCAAAUCUGGCCCAAAUCCGGGACGGCCGGAAAUUCCCGGAAAUUCCCCCGGUUUGGCCCAGGAUUUGCCCCCUUCCGGGGGGCCAAUCGGCGCGAAAUCCCCGGCAAAUCCGGUUCAAAUUUUCACGCCGUCCGCCGCUUACAUUCCAACACAAUCCCUUUCAAAUCUGGCCGAUUUCUGGCGAAUAUCCCGGGAAAAUAUCUGGCCCCCAGAAAUGUCCCGGAUUUGUCCCGGAUCCGGGAAAAUCCGGGAUGGGCCCCAAACGUUCGGACGGGGGCUCGGGCCCGGGCGCCCGGGGCCGGCAGCACCCCUGUGGGGGCGGGGCGCGCGCGGGGCGGCGCGCUUGACCAGCAGCCGGCGGCGCAAACGGCGGGAUGGGGUCCGCGGCCGAGGCGGCCACCACUGUGAGGCAGCUCAGCCAGGUGGCGCAAGUGCUUCCGCUACUUGUGGGCGCGAGUUGUUAGUCGUGUUGUGGGUGUUGCCUGCAGGGGCCCCCGGCCAUCGCAACAAUGCAGGGCAAUGGGUACGCCUUUGAGCGGGAAUUCGCACAGUUGUUGCGCUUUCUGAAUGCAAAGAGUUGACAUGAGCAGCCCGGGGGCUGAUACCGACCAAAAGCAACCACUCCCGUGCUCUUGCAAAAAAAAUUUUCGGAUCCACGUCGUCGCGCCCGGUUUUCCUCCCUAAAUCACGACCAGCACCAGCAGUCUCACGACGUUUAUUCUUUCUUCUCCAUCUCCCUCUUCGCCCUCCUUUACUUCGUCGCCCGCCAAGAGCAGCAGGGCUGCCUCUCCAACGCACUUGCUCGCUGCGGCGGACCGUUGGUGACUCUGCAUUAUGGCAUCGGGACGGUUUUGGUUUCGUUAGUUCUCGGCCGCUUGCUGUUUCUGGACUCCCUGUUUUAUACCGCGCCUGUGGACAAUCUGAGUCCACGAAGACCACCCCACGAAGGCAUUUUAAUUCUGAAGCACGUGGUGCCCAUCCUUCUCGCGGUUUUUUUCUGUCUCAUCCCGGUGGCAAUCAGUAACGCGGAGACGUCCGUGGGCGGCACGAGCAGUAGCAUAACAACUACCUCUGGUGCAGAACAAGUGAAUACGAACGGCGACAUGGAAAGCGAGGUGCUGGGGAAUAGCUACGCGUCGAAAAGAAAAGUAGAAGCAGAAGGUGAGCUAGUAGGUGCUGGGAACAUCAGCGGAGAGGAUUAUAUCGACGAAGACGAUAUUUUGGAGUCGGCAGGAACCGCGGUCAUUGGCGACGAGCAGGGGCAGGACGCAAGCAGAACGCAGCACAUAGAGCAGAAAUACAAAGGCGACGAGGUCCUCGCGCCGGUACAACAGAUCAAUGAUGAGUUUGAUCUUUUGGGUAUUGAGGUACCGAGAAACGUGGAUCUGUUACAGGAUCUUGACGAAAAUAUUAACGCCGACCAAGCUCGUGGUCCUGUCGUAAAGGCAAUGUAGUGACGUGGAGCUAUGAAUAACUCGAUGAAGCGAAGUGCUAUUCCUUUUCCUGAAGAAUUAACUAGAAGAUCAGAACCACGGUGACGGAUGAAAUUAGAAAAGUAGAGCCUUCCUCUACGAAUAGGCUACCGGGCCGUUAUUAGAUAGAAUCCGCCCUGCUCCUGACCGUCGCGUGUCAGAAGGCCCUGUUGUAGUUGUUAUACGAACAACUCCUACGCGUAGGCGUACGCCGCCG